AUGUGCAAGGACAAGGGUUUUGGGAGAAGAACCUCUGGUUUCAGAAGCAACCGUCUGAUCAUAUUCGAUUCGAUUCGUAUUCCAAAGGGUAUUAUAGACAUUUUGGCGAUGACUCCACGAAGCAAUCGCCCUCGUGGACUUGUGCUCAAAUACGUGCUUCAGUUCGCAUUGUUUGCAGCCUUCAGCCUUUGGGUACUAUACCAAAUCCGACAACCCAACAAUGAUAUCAUGCCACUCGGGCGCCACGUCAGCACCGACCAUGUUUCCAACUUCUUGGGCCGAAAGGGUAGUUUCGGAAUACCAAAGUCAACCCCUGUCUCUCUCUCAGCUUUGACUCUAGAAGAUGUAACGAACCCCGGUGAAGAAGGCGAGAUUGCUGCCCGGUAUUCAAAAGGGAUCGAGGAAGUAGAGUUUCGCAGCAAGGCGGGAUCUUUAAAAGAGGGAAAUGACGAUAAUGCCCUUGUGUUGACCGUGGCAAAGUCAAACAUUAGCUAUCCGGAUGAAAACGGGAUGCCACAACAUAUUCGUGACAAGUUUGUCGGGAUUCAAAGUGUGAUUGGUGUGGGCCACGAAAAUGAAAGCAAUGUCACGUUACAAGAGUCUUGACAGGUGGCAUUGUUUGUAGGUUUGGUUUUUUGUCUUUUUUUGUACAGGUAAAAAAAGUAGAUACUACUGAUUUUACUGGUUUUCGUUUAGAUGAAUACAAAGUAAAAAGGUAUUGAAAUGAAUGAAAUGUUGAUGGAAUAACGAGCCUGAUUUGUAGCGUAAUGGGGAGAUUAUGAUAAACUUUUGGGUGUUUUAGUAUUAUUGAAAUAUCGAAAGGUUUUAGGUUUCGUUUUUAAGAAAUCUUGUUUGG
Molecule: messenger RNA, 856 nt
Organism: Lactuca virosa
Lineage: Eukaryota; Viridiplantae; Streptophyta; Magnoliopsida; Asterales; Asteraceae
Source: the annotation of a GenBank genome assembly